GGUUGAAGGGUCGCUUUCGUUAAGGCUUCCCAAAUUCGUUUCCGUGAUUGUUUUGUCUGAUGAGCUGCAGGCCAUGGACGCAGUUAUAACUGGUUAACAUCUAAUCGCACAUUAAAGCAGAACUUAGAAACGCGUGAGAGAAAAUCUAGGGCUGAACCUGUUUCCAAAUCUGGUUCAGGCUUGUUGGCCGGUUAAUGCAUAGAGUUAAGAGGGUGAAACUUGAAGACGAAACAGAAGGUAGUUGGAAAAGUUAUUCAGCUUUCAGAAUGACUGCUGUAGAUGAGCUCUCGGACAGCUCGGAGGUAGUGGAGAUGGAGGACGUGCCCUCCCAGUUCUUUGUGGAGAAGCACUCGUGGGACGGCCUGCGGUACAUCAUCCAUAGUAGCCGCAAGUACACGGGCAUGGUCAUCAACAAGGCCCCGCACGACUUCCAGUUUGUCCAGAGGCAGGACGAGUCAGGCCCAUACUCCCAUCGACUCUACUACCUUGGAAUGCCCUAUGGAAGUAGGGAAAACUCAUUACUUUACUCAGAGAUUCCCAAGAAGAUUCGGAAAGAGGCCCUUCUGGUGUUGUCGUGGAAACAGAUGCUAGAUCACUUUCAGGCCACCCCUCAUCAUGGGGUGUACUCCCGGGAGGAGGAGCUGCUGAGGGAGAGAAAGCGUCUGGGGGUCUUUGGGAUCACAUCGUAUGAUUAUCACGCCGAGAGCGGCCUUUUCCUGUUCCAGGCCAGCAACAGCCUGUUCUACUGUCGGGACGGAGGCCAUAAUGGCUUCAUUGCGUCCCCCAUGAAGCCUGUAGAGAUUAAGACCCAAUGCUCAGGCACACGAAUGGACCCCAAGAUCUCCCCAGGCGACCCCACCUUCAUGGCCUUCAUCAAUAGCAACGACCUGUGGGUGGCCAGCAUCGAGACUGGGGAGGAGAGGAGACUCACCUACUGCCAUAAAGGGAUGAAUAAUGUGAAGGAGGACCCCAAGUCUGCAGGCAUUGCCACCUUUGUAAUCCAGGAGGAGUUUGACCGCUUCACGGGCUACUGGUGGUCGCCAGCUGCUCCUGAAGACCCAGAUGGGGGGAAGACCCUCCAGUUACUGUAUGAGGAGGUGGAUGAGUCAGAGGUGGAGUUAAUUCACGUUCCCUCCCCAGCCCUGGAGGAGCGCAAGGCUGAUGUUUACAGAUACCCCCGCACAGGGAGUAAGAAUCCUCAAAUUACUUUCAAACUGGUAGAAAUCAGAACCGACCACCUUGGCAGAAUUGUAAGCACCCAGGACAAGGAGUUGGUCCUGCCUUUUACCACCCUGUUCCCUGGGGUUGAGUACAUCGCCCGCGCCGGCUGGACAAAAGACGGCAAAUAUGCAUGGGCGGUACUGCUGGACAGGAGCCAACAGAGGCUCCAGUUGGUCCUGCUGCCCCCGGCCCUGUUCAUCCCUGUAACCCAGGACCAGGCCCAACGGGAGGAGAGUGUGGAGGCUGUGCCAGAGGGGGUUCACCCCUUCAUCAUCUACGAGGAGAUCACCGACAUAUGGAUCAACAUCCAUGACAUAUUUUAUCCUUUCAUUCAAACAAACGAUGAUGAGAUCACCUUCCUCUGGGCGAACGAGUCCAAAACUGGCUUCUGCCAUUUGUACAAAGUCACCACGCUGUUACAACAGGGCUGCUACCAGUGGACCAGAGACUACACGCAGACAGAGGAGGACUUUAAGUGCCCGAUCAAGGAAGAGGUGACGUUAACCAGUGGAGAGUGGGAGGUGUUGGCCAGACAUGGCUCCAAGAUCUGGGUGAACGAGGCUACCCAGCUGGUGUACUUCCAAGGCACGCGGGACACGCCCCUGGAGCAUCACCUAUACACUGUGAGCUACGACUCCCCGGGGGAUAUGGUCAGGCUGACCAAGCCAGGCUUCUCCCACAGCUGCUCUGUAAGCCAGAAUUUUGACAUGUUUGUCAGCCAUUACAGUAAUGUCAGCACACCUCCCUGCGUCCACAUCUACAAGCUGAUGGGCCCAGAGAGUGACCCACUGCACAAAGAGCCUGAGUUCUGGGCUAGCAUGAUGGAGGCCACAGGACGCCCAGGAGAUUACAUUCCACCAGAGAUCUUUACUUUCCCAGGGAAUUCAGGGUUCCACCUCUACGGCAUGUUGUACAAACCACACAACUUGUUACCUGGCAGGAAGCACCCUACAAUCGUCUUUGUGUAUGGAGGCCCCCAGGUGCAGUUAGUAAAUAACACAUACAAAGGAGUGAAGUACCUGAGACUGAAUACGCUAGCGUCACUAGGCUACGCCGUCGUGGUCAUUGACGGGAGAGGCUCCUGUCAGAGAGGCCUCAAGUUCGAGGGGGCUCUGAAAAACAAAAUGGGCCAGGUGGAGAUCGAGGACCAGGUGGAGGGGCUGCAGUACGUGGCUGAAAACUACACUUUUGUGGACCUGAGUCGCGUGGCCAUCCACGGCUGGUCUUACGGAGGCUUCCUCUCCCUCAUGGGCCUCGUCCACAGGCCCAACGUCUUCAAGGUGGCCAUAGCGGGUGCCCCUGUGACGGUGUGGAUGGCCUAUGACACCGGUUACACGGAGCGCUACAUGGACCUACCUGAGAAUAACCAGCAGGGAUACGAAGCCGGUUCUGUCGCCUUGCACGUAGACAAGCUGCCCAGCGAGCCUAACCGGUUACUUAUAUUACAUGGAUUCCUUGACGAGAAUGUGCACUUUUUCCACACCAACUUCCUGGUGUCUCAACUGAUCCGUGCGAAGCCAUAUCAGCUACAGAUCUACCCCAAUGAGAGACACAGCAUCCGCUGCCCAGAGUCUGGAGAGCACUAUGAGAUUAUGCUGCUGCACUUCCUCCAGCAGUACCUCUGAGGGCUGCAGUUGAAUGAACAGAACCACUGCCCCCACCCCAUUGCCCAAUGUUACCAUGCCCCUUCACAUAUACCACAGGAGGCUGGUGAGUGGAGGACUGGUCAUAAUAGCUGGAAUGGAGUGAAUGGAAUGGUAUCAAACAUGUCUGAUGUAUUUUAAACCAUUCCAUUUAUUCCGUUCCAUCCAUUACUAUGAGCUGGUCCUCCCCAAUUAAGGUGCCAUCUGUGAUAAACACACUGUGCCCCAUCAUCUGCGAUUUGCGUCCGAUCCCUCACACCACUCUUAAAAACCAAGAUUUUUUAUAACAGCCUGGAGAAGCCCUCCCAUGCUACCAACCCCUUCCCACGCCUAGAGCAGAGGGUUGUCACCUGUCCGUUUUUAACUGGACAAUGACUGCAAAGAAGGAGAGAAGUAGAAAAUAUAGAGCAAACAUGAGCAUUUGAGAAAAAGAGCUCAUUAGCAUCAUGGAGUGAUUUUCUGUUUUUAUUUGGGAUAUUUGUGCCACACCCUGUUAGCAAGGGAGAUCAGUAUGAAAGUAUAUUUACUACUUUUGAUCGCUCUGGAUAAGAGCAUCUGCAAAUGACUAAAAUGUAAAUGAUUUUUUUGUUCAUACUUUGGACUGUGCUGUUGUAAGUCAUGGUGGAUUGCAGUGUUGUGUGGUGAGCCAAAUGGUGUGGCCGCUGAGGACGGAAAACACACACUACCUGCAACUGGUAUUUUAAGUGUGUAUUAAAAUAAAAAAAGUAUUUUUAGGAAUUCUUCUUUUAUAACGAGUGUCUAAAUUAAGACUACUAUCUCCAAUGCCAUUUCACUCUAGUGAUCAAGUCUUUGCUGAGCUUGUCGCCUCAGAAGACGCAAGCUUCUUUAGCUUUUGAUAACUUUUACUGACUUUCAUCUCAAUCGCAAUGUUAAAUGUAUCAAUAGGGUCACAUGUACAAUGCACUCGGAAAGUAUUCAGACCCCUUCACAUUUUUAACAUGACAGCCUUAUUCUAAAAUUGAUGAUUUUUUUUUCCCUCAUCAGUCAACACACAAUACCCCAUAAUGAUAAAGGUAAAAAAAAAAAUGUUUUAUUUUUUUAACAUUUUUGCUAAUUUAUUUAAAAUAAACAGCAGUUACCUUAUUUACAUUACUAUUCAGACCCUUUGCUAUGAGACUCGAAAUUGAGCUCAGGUGCAUCAUGUUUCCAUUGAUCAUCCUUGAGAUGGUUCUACAACUUGAUUGGAGUCCACUUGUGGUAAAUUCAAUUGAUUGGACAUGAUUUGGAAAGGCACACACCUGUCUAUAUAAGGUCCCACAGUUGACAGUGCAUGUCAGAGCAAAAGCCAAGCCAUGAUGUCGAAGGAAUUGUCCGUAGAGCUAUAAGACAGGAUUGUGUCAAGGCCAAGAUCUGGGGAAUGGUAGAAAAAACAUUUCUGCAGCAUUGAAAGUCCCCAAGAACACAGUGGCCUCCAUCGUUUUUAAAUGGAAGAAGUUUGGAACCACCAAGACUCUUCCUAGAGCUGGCCACCUGGCCAAACUGAGCAAUCGGGGUCGAAGGGCCUUGGUCAGGUAGGUGACCAAUAACCCAAUGGUCACCGACAGAGCUCCAGAGUUCCUCUGUGGAGAUGGUAGAACCUUCCAGAAGGACAACCAUCACUGCAGCACUCCAACAAUGAGGCCUUAAUGGUAGUGGCCAGACAGAAGCCAGUCCUCAGUAAUAGGCACAUGACAGCCCGCUUGGAGUUUGCCAAAAGGCACCUAAAGGACUCUCAAACCAUGAGAAACGGGAUUCUCUGGUCUGAUGAAACAAAGAUUGAACUCUUUGGCCUGAAUGCCAAGUGUUACAUCUGGAGGAAACCUGGCACCAUCCCUACGGUGCAGCAUGGUGGUGGCAGCAUCAUGCUGUGGGGAUGUUUUUCAGCAGCAGGGACUGGGAGACUAGUCGGGAUCGAGGGAAACAUGAAUGGAGAAAUCCUUUAUGAAAACCUGCUCCAGAGCGCUCAGGAAAUCAGACAAGUGUGAAUGUUCACCUUCCAACAGGGGAAUGACCCUAGCCACACAGUGCAGGAGUGGCUUUGGGACAAGUCUGAGUGGCCCGUACUUAACCCGCUCAAACAUCUCUGGAGACCUGAAAAUAGCUGUGAAGCGACGCUCCCCAUUCAACCUGACGGAGCUUGAAAGGAUCUGCAGAGAAUGGGAGAAACUGCCCAAAUACAGGUGUGCCAAGCUUGUAGCGCCAUACCCAAGAAGACUUUAUGCUGUAAGCGCUGCCAAAGUUGCUUCAACAGAGUACUGAAUAAAGGGUCUGAAUAGUGACAGUACCAGUCAAUCAUUCAAGGAUUUUAAAAUGUAUUUUUUUUACUAUAAUCUGCAUUGGAGAAUAUUAGUGAAGUCAUCAAAACUAUGAAAUAACACAUGGAAUCAUGUAGUAACCUAAAGUGUUAAAAACAUCUACAUAUAUUUGAUAUUCUUCAAAGGAGCCACCCUUUGCCUUGAUGACAGCUUUGGACACACACUUGGUAUUCACUCAACCAGCUUCAUGAGGUGUCACCUGGAAUGCUUUUACAACAGUCUUGAAGGGGUUCCCACAUAUGCUGAGCACUUGUUGGCUGCUUUUCCUUCACUCUGCAGUCCAACUCAUCCCAAACAAUCUCAAUUGGAUUGAGGUCGGGUGAUUGUGGAGGCCAGGUCAUCUGAUGCAGCACUCCAUCCCUCUCCUUCUUGGUCAAAUAGCCCUUACACAGCCUGAAGGUGUAUUAAGUCAGUGUCCUGUAGAAAAACAAAUGAUUGGCCCACUAAGAGCAAACCAGAUAGCAGAGUUCUGUGGUAGCCGUGCUGGUUAAGUGUGCCUUGAAUUCAAAAUAAAUCAGUGUCACCAGCAAAACACCAUCACACCUCGUCCUCUAUGCUUCACGGUGAGACACAUGCAGAGAUCAUCCGUUCACCUAUUCUUGUGUGUCUCAAAGACACGGCAGUUGGAAUCAAAAAUCUCACAUUUGGACUCAUCACAUCAAAGGACAGAUUUUCACCAGUCUAAUGUCCAUUGCUCGUGUUUCUUGGCCCUAUCAAGUCACUUCUUAUUGGUGUCCUUUUUAGUAGUUCAAUUCAACCAUGAAGCCCUGAUUUCAUGCAGUCUCCUCUGAACAGUUGAUGUUAAGAUGUGUCUGUCACUUGAAAUCUGAAGCAUUUAUUUAGGCUGCAAUAUCUGAGGCUGGUAACUCCUAAUGAACUUUUCCUCUGCAGCAGAGGUAGCUCUGGGUCUUCCUUUCCAUCGGCGGUCCUCAUGAGAGCCAGUUUCAUCAUAGCGCUUGAUGGUUUUUGCAAAUGCACUUGAAGACACUUUCAAGCUGUUCUUGCCAUAAUAUGAAUUUGGUCUUUUACUAAAUAGCCCUAUCUUCUGUAUACCACCCCUACCUUGUCACAAAACAAAUUGUCUCAAAUGCAUUAAGGAAAUAAGUCCCACAAAUGAACUUUUUACAAGGCCCACCUGUUACAGGAUCGGUGCCCCCCCAACGCAGGAUGGUUGAGCUUACAUAGGCUUAUGCGAUUAGCAGUUAUGAACUUGAAAAUGUAUCAAUAAACCAGUUAGGCACAUUUGGGCAGUCUUGAUACAUCAAUUUGAACAGAAAUACAAUGGUUCAUUGGAUCACACUAAAAUGUUGCACAUACACUGCUGCCAUCUAGUGGCCAAAAUUGUGCCUAAACUGGACUAAUGCAUAGCGACCUUUUCUCUUGCAUUUUCAAAGAUGACGCAAGCAUGUUCUUUUCUUUUGUGUUAUCUUUUACCAGAUCUAAUGUUAUAUUCUCGUACAUUAAUUUCACAUUUCCAAAAACUUUAGUGUUUCCUUUCAAAUGGUAUCAAGAAUAUGCAUAUAUUUGCUUCAGGUCCUGAGCUACAAGCAGUUAGAUUUGGUUGUUAUUUUAGGCGAAAAUUGAAAAAAAGCGGGUGUUAAGAAGCGCGGCUUGGCAGUUCAUGUUUUGGGGGACGCGUGACUUGACCUUCGCCUCUCCUGAGCCUGUUGAGGAGUUGCAGAGAUGAAACAAGAUGGCAAUUGGAUAUUAUGAAAAAAGGGGUAAGAGUAAGGCUGUAUCGUAAAACAAAAUGUGGAAAAAGUCAAGGGGUCUGAAUACUUUCCGAAUGCACUGUAACUCCGUUAUCAGUCAUAUGGUACAAAAACAACCCCUGGAAUUCUUAUGCCUUUAUUGUAAGGAUGUCUGUCAUUUAUGUUCUAUGCACUGUGUUCUGUUUCUAUGGGGCGUUGGCCAUUUAUGCAAAUUAGACAUGAUAACCCUUAAUUUAUAACUUGGGGAAUACUAAGCUUGGUUGUGCUUGUAUCUGUCUGUAAUUUGAAGUGAAGCGGUUGUAUCGUUUUUUAUUUCACUAGGGGAGCGGUAUGUUUUAUGAUUCUUUGUGCCAUCUUGAGUACAACUAUAAACCUUAAGGAUCCAGACAAAAUAAGUCAUAGAUUUAAGGACUCAUUUCACCCAAGCAAUCAACCAUUGCAAAUAUAACUCACUUUUACAUUUCUUUAAGAUA
Messenger RNA from Oncorhynchus masou masou (cherry salmon), 7364 nucleotides. RefSeq names its product dipeptidyl peptidase 9-like. NCBI's taxonomy places the organism in Eukaryota, Metazoa, Chordata, Actinopteri, Salmoniformes, Salmonidae. The record is from RefSeq and is a predicted model, not a curated record. Gene Ontology annotation, biological process: proteolysis. Gene Ontology annotation, molecular function: dipeptidyl-peptidase activity; serine-type peptidase activity.